ACAUCUCAACAAAACAUGUCUACUUUCAAGUUACACUCAAGAAAACUACUUCCUCCGGUCUAUCAACCCACAACCCACAUCGUCCCUCCUUCCUCCGCCGCCGUAAACAGCCACGGCCCAACGGCGCCACUACCUUUUCCGGCAAGGGAUGCAAAAGUCGACGCCAAUGUAGUAAUGGUCCUAUUGGUUCUCUUAUGUGCCUUAAUAUGUUCACUAGGUCUCAACUCCAUCCUCAGAUGUGUUUUCAGUUGCUCUGGCUUAGUAUCUUAUGGGCCUCGAGUUGAUGCUAAUAAUAAUACUCCCGGUGGGAUCAAGAAAAAGACCCUCAAGAAAUUCACAACCGUUCGAUACUCGACCGAUGAUGGGCUUGAACCACAAUCGUGCCUAAACGAAGAGUGUGCCAUUUGUCUAUCAGAGUUCAUAACGGGCGAAAGGGUUAGGCUAUUGCCCAAUUGUAACCACGGUUUUCAUGUCGGAUGCAUCGACAAGUGGCUAAAUUCUCACUCCUCGUGUCCUACUUGUAGACAAUGUCUGUCUGACACGUGUCAUAAACCAAUAGCUCCGCUUGAACAUGAAGAUUUUGCUUUUAUGGGGAUCGUGAAAGUUGGAUCCGAGUACGAAAGAUGUAAUUGAUGGAGACAUUUAAAUUUACUAUUACUUAGAUAUAUUGAUGAAAAAAAGGGUGGUAAAAGAGAGAUAAUUAAAAGAGAGACAUUGAUAAGGCUGAGUCAAAAGACAUGAAAUGGAUAAGGACAAUAUAGUGGCGGGUCCGUCCGUCGCAAAAAGCUCUCACUUUUUCUUGUGUGUGAUUUCAAAUCAUUUUGUUAAAAGGGCUCCACUCCACUAUACUUGUGAAAGAAAAAAGCUAAUCCUAGUAGCAUAUAUGUUUACUUCUAGCUAGCUUGCUUCUUUUU
Molecule: messenger RNA, 914 nt
Organism: Impatiens glandulifera
Lineage: Eukaryota; Viridiplantae; Streptophyta; Magnoliopsida; Ericales; Balsaminaceae
Product: RING-H2 finger protein ATL78-like
Exons: 2
Coding region: 16-633 (205 amino acids)
Biological process (GO): protein ubiquitination
Molecular function (GO): transferase activity
Source: RefSeq, a predicted model, not a curated record